ACCAUUCAGCGAAAUGUUUUUUUUUUUAAAUUAGUUAGUUUGCAACUACAGGUGUUCUCUAGCUGCUUGAGAUCAAGUGGGAGGACAGGAAUCAUAGCAUCAGAGGAAGAGGAUGUGCCAGUGGCAGUGGAGGAGAGUUACUCUGGAAACUAUAUAGUGGUUUUUGACCCACUAGAUGGAUCAUCCAACAUUGAUGCUGCAGUGUCUACUGGUUCCAUCUUUGGAAUAUACAGCCCCAAUGACGAGUGCCUGGCCGAUAUUGGAGAUGACUCCACUCUUGACCAAACGGAACAGAGAUGUAUUGUGAAUGUGUGCCAGCCAGGAAAUAACCUCCUUGUUGCUGGCUACUGCAUGUAUUCAAGCUCAGUGAUUUUUGUGCUGACUAUAGGAAAAGGCGUGUUCUCUUUCAGCUUGGAUCCAAUGUAUGGAGAGUUUGUUUUAACUCAAGAAAACAUCCAGAUACCAAAGGCCGGGAAGAUUUAUUCAUUUAAUGAAGGAAACUACCAGUUGUGGGAUGACAAGCUGAAGAAGUACAUUGAUGACCUUAAAGACCCUGGUCCGAGUGGCAAGCCCUACUCCGCUAGAUACAUUGGAAGCUUGGUCGGUGAUUUCCACCGUACGCUGCUGUACGGUGGCAUUUAUGGGUACCCCAGGGACAAGAAGAGCAAGAAUGGGAAGCUGAGGCUUCUGUAUGAGUGUGCACCGAUGAGCUUUAUAGUGGAACAAGCUGGUGGGAAAGGAUCAGACGGGCAUCAGAGAGUACUGGAUAUCACACCUAAUGAGAUACACCAGCGUGUUCCGCUUUACAUAGGGAGCGUGGAGGAAGUGGAGAAAUUGGAGAAGUAUUUGGCUUGAUUAAAAUGUAAGAGGAAAGAUUCAUUUUGUUUUGAGAAGCUAAAUGUUUGCAUGGGCCAUGACAAUUCCUCAUAAAUACACUACUGGAAUUAAGAACACAGAAUAUCGUUUGUGU
Populus euphratica (Euphrates poplar) is the source of this 970-nucleotide messenger RNA. Its product is annotated as fructose-1,6-bisphosphatase, chloroplastic. Gene Ontology annotation, biological process: fructose metabolic process; fructose 1,6-bisphosphate metabolic process; fructose 6-phosphate metabolic process. The annotation marks the transcript as partial. Gene Ontology annotation, cellular component: cytosol; cytoplasm. The record is from RefSeq and is a predicted model, not a curated record. NCBI's taxonomy places the organism in Eukaryota, Viridiplantae, Streptophyta, Magnoliopsida, Malpighiales, Salicaceae. The transcript is spliced from 3 exons. Gene Ontology annotation, molecular function: fructose 1,6-bisphosphate 1-phosphatase activity.